CUGCUGGGCAGGCGGGCAGCCCCGGAGAUUCCGCAGUCCCCCCAGGAGGUUCAAGAGCCACUGAUCAGGAUAAGCGCUGCCGGAGGAACAAACCCAGAGAGAAAUGUUCCCGGGGACUCCCUCCACUGAGCUGGCGCACUCCUAACAGCAGCCAUCAGUUUGGGGACCCCGGACAGCCCGGGGAUCCCGAAGGCCGCGAGGACCAAGGACCAGGCGCUGGGGUGGGUGUGGAGGACAUGGAGCCCGUGGUUUAGGCCUGAGGUGCCCAUGUUGGGUGGCAGCAAGAGGCAGGGUGGGCGGGUCUGUGGCCAUGCCCAUGGGUGCUGCGGAACGGGGUGCGGGCCCUCAGAGUUCCGCGGCGCCAUGGGCUGGCUCUGAGAAGGCGUGCACCGACCUCCUGAGAGGGGCCACACUUGUCUAGGGCGAUGGCUCUUGUUAGGGAGUCAUUGGAAGCCACCCUAAAGGGCGAAAAGAGGCCCUAGCAAGUCCUGGUACCCAAGAGCUGCUGCUAGCGAUGUGACUUGCCCCACUGGUGGAGACGGUGCAGACCCCAAGCCGGGGCCAUUCGGUGGAGGCCUCGCUCUGGGUCCAGCUCCACGCGGCACCAUGAACAAUAACUUCUGCCGGGCUCUGGUGGACCGGAGGCCUCUGGGGCCCCCCAGCUGCAUGCAGCUGGGCGUCAUGCCCCCUCCCCGGCAGGCGCCCCUGCCCCCCGCCGAGCCCCUGGGCAACGUGCCCUUCCUGCUGUACCCGGGCCCAGCAGAGCCGCCCUACUACGACGCCUAUGCGGGGGUGUUCCCCUACGUGCCCUUCCCCGGCGCCUUCGGGGUCUACGAAUACCCCUUCGAGCCAGCCUUCAUCCAGAAGCGCAACGAGCGCGAGAGGCAGCGAGUCAAGUGCGUCAACGAGGGCUACGCUCGCCUCCGCGGCCACCUCCCCGGCGCCCUGGCUGAGAAGCGACUCAGCAAGGUGGAGACGCUGCGCGCCGCCAUCCGCUACAUAAAGUACCUGCAAGAGCUGCUGAGCUCGGCCCCCGACGGCUCGACGCCCCCCGCUUCCCGCGGCCUCCCGGGCACCGGGCCCUGCCCCGCGCCGCCCGCCACCCCCCGUCCCGACCGCCCUGGCGACGGCGAGGCCCGGGCGCCCUCCUCCCUGGUGCCGGAGUCAUCCGAGUCCUCCUGCUUCUCCCCGUCGCCUUUCUUGGAGUCGGAGGAAUCCUGGCAUUGAUCGGGCCUGUGGCCGCCCCCGGCUUGGAGGAUGAUCCGCCGGCCCCGUCCCACUUUCGGGAGCAGCGGGAGGCUGUUGGGUCACCCGCGAUGCGCCGCAGGACGGUGACUGUAGGAGGUCCGCGGCGCUCCCGUGUCUGCGACACCCUCCCUCCUCCACCAGCUUGGGGCGGAAGUGCAGGGCAGCGGGUACGAUGGGCACGAUAGAGACCUAGGAGCUCCGUGGGUGAAGCGAGGGGCAGGGCCUGGGACUGCUCCGGGCGUCCUGCGUCCCCUCCGGGGUGCAGAGGGGCUCCCCAGGACGGUCAUCCCUGGGUCUGGCUCCCGCUCGGCCUCAGGUGGCUCUGCUCCGUCCUUCCUUGCCGCAGGCGCAGUCCAGUCUCUGCGAGUCCCCGGGAUGCGAGCCCGACUUUGAGCCCUCGGUUACCAUGCCACUGCUCUCCACCAGAUGGCCUCAGAUACUAGCGACUUCUUUGGGAGCACGCUUACUCCUCGAGAAAGGAACCCAGAGGAAGGGAUGGGAGGCCAGAUUGCUGCUGGCGCUCAGCCCAGACCGAACCUACAGACUCAGCAGAGGCGACCUGUGUGCCCCGGUGGCGUUCUCUGGCUUCCUGGGUUGGGAGGGGGGGUUACUCCCUCCCCGCAUCCCCCCCAUGAGGUCGUCUAGUUUUGUCCCAGGUUGGGUGGGGACUGUGGUUUUUUUCCCUCAGACUGUAAGCCUUGGGGGAGGGGGGCGUGCAUAUAGGUACAUAGGCACUGCGUCGGCACCAAAGAGCUAAAUAAAAGGAUUGUUGAAUUUUCUCAUUCCUA
Molecule: messenger RNA, 2036 nt
Organism: Homo sapiens (human)
Lineage: Eukaryota; Metazoa; Chordata; Mammalia; Primates; Hominidae
Gene: ASCL5
Product: achaete-scute family bHLH transcription factor 5
Exons: 2
Coding region: 607-1227 (206 amino acids)
Biological process (GO): negative regulation of transcription by RNA polymerase II; epithelium development; animal organ development
Cellular component (GO): cytoplasm; transcription regulator complex; nucleus
Molecular function (GO): RNA polymerase II transcription regulatory region sequence-specific DNA binding; DNA-binding transcription repressor activity, RNA polymerase II-specific; protein dimerization activity
Source: RefSeq, marked validated